AUGCUUUCAAAGAUAAAAGCGGUUUUCACCCCGAAAUCGUCAACCAAGAAACCACCGAUCGUCCAGCAAAACACUCGCGGUCGGCCUACAUCAAAGAAAGUACAAGAAAGGCUAGAUGAAGCUGCGAGGUUAGACCAAGCUGCGAGAUACAGCUCCUAUGGCGAGGACAGCAACGUAAUUACCGCUUCCCCCAAGCAUAGGUACGAUUUACCCCGACACAGCUCAUACGUACCGUCAGAGGGCUCUCGUGGAACUGGUUCGUUUAUGAAGUCUGAAAAACCUAAAAUGCAACCAAACAGUUCAACAAGUUCUAAAAAGAAGGAGACGAGGGAUGAUAAGGUUUUUCCAUUAAUAAAGGGGGACGAGCACUUGUUGUGCAUUAAGAGGUUUAAGAAUCAAAUUCCAUCAGAGUUUCGCUCUUACAUAUCGCGUAUACAAGAUGUGACCCCAGACGGUCAUUGUGGGUACAGGUCUGUGGCUGUCGGGUUAGGUUUUACGGAACACGCAUGGCCCAAUAUUCGAAGAGAUUUACUACUGGAGAUUGACCAUAACAAACCGCGUUGGAAGCAUGUAUUCGAAACAUAUAACGAAGGAGACUUUAAACGAAUACGUAAGAGCAUCGAAUGGCAUUCAGUGAAAGGGUGCGAUGAAAGUCACUGGAUGGAAAUGCCCCAGGUAGGGCUUCUCAUAGCGCAAAGGUAUAAUAUUGUCCUCCACGUGCUAAGCAUUGAAUGGAGCUCUACCAUCUUCCCAUUAACGGAUGCCCCACUAGAUCCACGACCUCAAGCGAUACCGCUUAUACAUGUUCACGGGGGACACUUCAUACAUGCUAAGUUGGAAGGAGACUACCCCAUGCCUUUAGUGAACCCGCUGUGGUCGGCACAUCGAUCAAUAGCUGCGAAACGGUGGGAAGAAAUGUAUACACCGCGGUUAGAGCACUACUACGAGUUAAUGCAUCCUAAAUCAGACCGAGACAAAGACAGAGAACCGAGUUUAAAUGUUAUCGAAGAUUAA
Molecule: messenger RNA, 1014 nt
Organism: Helianthus annuus (common sunflower)
Lineage: Eukaryota; Viridiplantae; Streptophyta; Magnoliopsida; Asterales; Asteraceae
Exons: 1
Coding region: 1-1014 (337 amino acids)
Source: RefSeq, a predicted model, not a curated record